Dendronephthya gigantea is the source of this 4704-nucleotide messenger RNA. RefSeq names its product histone-lysine N-methyltransferase SETD1B-A-like. Gene Ontology annotation, molecular function: histone H3K4 methyltransferase activity; protein binding; RNA binding. The record is from RefSeq and is a predicted model, not a curated record. Gene Ontology annotation, cellular component: Set1C/COMPASS complex. Lineage: Eukaryota; Metazoa; Cnidaria; Anthozoa; Malacalcyonacea; Nephtheidae. The transcript has 15 exons. Bases 118 to 4065 code for a protein of 1315 amino acids.
GGCCGCUGAUGUUGAAGUGCAGGGAUAAUAAAAGUAAAUUUAAAGUGCUCGAUCGUUCAUUAUUCUUGAAACUAUGGCACUGAUCUUAAAGCCUCGUUAAGGAUAGAUAACAAAGUUAUGUCUAACGACCCUUCUGCUUAUAUACGACAUCGUAUUGGUGAUUUAUCACGAGUUCGACCAGGCCAGGGACAUUCUCUUGGUGCAAACUCUAUCCCAAAUGGAGAACAUAGAUCGAGGCCAAACGAGGCAGAAAGAAAACGGAAUUAUAAGCUUAUCAUUGAUCCAGUUUUAAAAGGAAGAGGACAUCAAAAAAUUUACAGAUUUGAUGGAGAAUUUGAUGGACAAGCGGCAGUGAUUCCCAAAGAUCCCAGGUCAAGAAGAACACGUCUUUGGUCGACAAGAACUAAAGCUGAUCUGCCUAUUCCAAAAUUUAAGAUCGAUAAAUUUUACGUUGGAAUUCCUCCUCAACGCGAUGUUAUCCUCACUGGACUCAACGAUAAUGUGGAUAAGAAAUUUCUGCAGGAUAUUUGUGAUAAAUUUGGCAAUAUCGAAGGAAUUAAGAUAUUUUACGAUCCGGUAACGAAGCGUCAUUCGGGAAAAGCCCGAGUUGGUUUUACAACAUCCGCUUCUGCAAAACUAGCUGUAGCAAAGCUCGAUGGCACAUCCAUCAUGGGCUGUAUUGUUCACGCUGAUUUUGAACACAAAGUUGAAGUGAAACACCUCCAAAAAUCACACCCACCAGCACGUCGCACAUCAGACCCUGUGAAUAAAACGCCACCAUCUAUUGAUCGUAUCCCAGGCCACCAUGUUAUACCUACCCCACCUCCGUCUAAUUCUUCUCCAUCAAAUAGUACACCUUCAACCCCUGGAUUAGGAUUAGCCGACCCCAGGAGACGUAACAGUGGCAGCGUAGCCUCCACAAGUGGUGAUAAACAUCAAGGUAGAUCACCGUCAACGUGGCCCACACCCCUAACACAACAAAACAAGGUGCCAGUGUUUGAACCAAUAUCUCCACCAUCUGAGAAACUUCCUCUCCCCCCUCCCCCCCCUCCGGAUGCCCCACCACCACCCCUCCCUGAAAAGUGCCGAACACCCUCACCAAUUCCAAGCACAACAAAACAAGACCGUUAUCAGAACAAAGAUUCAAAAUCCUUGUCUAAAGGUUCGAGGGAUUCUCAUAAAAGUCGCCAACAUGACGAGGCUGAAUGGCGGAGACGAGAUUGGCACUCGGGUCGAGAUCGUUAUGACUACGGUUCAUAUCGACGUUCAUCGACUGACGAGAGAGGAAGAGAUUCUAGAGAUUCGAGAUAUUCCUCAAAUCACAGAGAUUAUUACCCAAGGGAGAAGGAGAGAGAUAAUUAUACGAGAAACGAGCUGAGACGAUCUAGUUUUCGCGAGUCUGAAGGUAGACGAAGUCGUGACUCUGAUGAUAGUUAUGGCAGUGAAAAAAGCUCAAAGAGCUCAAAAGAUAUCUCCAAAGGCCGAUACGAUUAUGAGAAUAAAGACUCAGAGAGAACCAGAUCACCAAGACCUCGUUCUGAUGUGUACGAGAGAGAUAAAAGAGAUGCGAAGAAACCUGACAAGCAAAUCAACAAAUCUGAGGAAAUUUCUCAAAAGAAGGACAGAUUUAACAUUUCUGAUACGAAUUUAAACAAUGGCAAAGCCAGUGGGUCGCCAUUUAAUACAGACAGUCUUUCACUGAAGUCGUUGUCUCCAAGGACAGAGAAGCAGCUAGGUUUAGGCACAGAUGUGCUCGAGAACUUAGACAGCCAAAGCAGUGUUCAGGAGAAUUAUUUACCAAUGGUCGAGGAUAUCUCGCCUGUUUCCUCACCAACACAUCAUGAGCCAAUGAAUUAUGUUUCUCCGAACUGUAUCAACCCCCCAAUCCCCACCACACGCAUGCCCUCCCCGCAUGAUCAAAGACCUGUACGUAAGAAAUUGGAAGAUCAGAAUUUCCGAGGAAGUUUUGAAAAGAGCCACGGAAGAGUUGGCGAUCAUUUUGAAGAAAGAUGUCAACAAAAGACUGGUGAAAACUCAGCGUUUAAAGCUUUGGAAGGCUGGUGGGACAACACACAGAAAUUAAAGCUCAAAAAACCUUCCCCAUCGGAAACGACGACAGCGCCAUCAAACCAAACCCCAACCACGUCGUUAGCAACGGAUAUGACAUCACCUUUCACGUCAUCAUUCUCCACAACCAUGAGCCAGGGUGGAAUGCUGGGACUGCGUGCAUCCCUUCCCAAGAUGCCCUCGUUUCGUAAACGUCGCCCACCGAGCACAAGCGGAAGUGAUCUGUAUUCAAAACGGCAACGCACCGAAUCGAGGUCUGAGCGAGAACAAAAACGCAUCGUAACCGAUAGUGAUUCGGACGCUCCCGGAAAAUUGAAACGAAAACGUCAGGAUGAUUGGGUAAAUGAUGACGUAAGUGUCGGGUCUCCCUGGCAACCAGACGAUGACGUCGUUGAUGAACCACCGGCAACCAGUGUCAGGACAGAAGAGAAACACAGCAGUGUUGGUUCAACUCUUUAUACAAACAUCUACUCCAGUCUGAGUGAGUCAGAAAGUUCCCAGAGUGGCGACGAGAGUGGGUCUGAGGAGUCUGGGGAUGAUGAUAGUGAUUGGAACGGUAGUCAGAGAUCACACACUGACUCUGAAGAAGGCGACGAUGAGGAGACUGGGAAGGAUGCUGAAGACAUAUUUGAACGGAAAAUACCACAAACACCUCCAGGUACCCCGCCUAAAAGUCCACCAACAUCUCCUGCUGUCUCUGGAACACCCUCAAAUGCCUCAAUUACCCCUACCGCUAGCCCUAUCGAUGUUACCACUGUUGAUGACGAGGGUUCGAGAACGGAGGACACUAGUGGUUUAAAUAUGUUACCACAAGAUAAAGAGGGAAGUUUGGGGACACCUAUGAUUGAGGAAAGUGAACAGGAGAAAGCAGGGGAAGUGGGUAUUCUGACGAGUGAUGCGGGCGAAGAAGGGAUGAGUGAGGCUUCUAGUAUUGCCACACCACACAAACACAUUCCUGGAAAGGUUGAAUCAACGUCUGAAGAAUCCGCUGUAGACUUUAAAACUCCCCAGGUCACUCAGGGAGGCGAAGAACUGCCUGUUUCUAAGGAAACCCCGCCUGAACCUGUGGAAGAACCUGUUAUUGAACUCCCACCAGAGUUUCCUCUCCGAUCAUACUGGCAAGAUGAUCGUCUGGUCUAUGAUUUCUUGGUUUCUGGCCUGGAUUAUGAAGAUGCCAGUUAUAUGAAAAUUGGAUUCGAGAAUUUAUGUCAAGUUGGAUCAGACUCUGUAGCGAACGCGAGGUGGUCAUUUCAUCCCACUACGUCUCCUGGUGUGACGAAAGGAAGGAAUAAAAAGGUUGACAACUGCGGGGUUCGUAUUCUCGACUCGGGCAGUGCAAGAUGCGAAGGUUUUUAUAAAAUCAGUAUGAAGGAGAAGGCGAAAUAUCUUGAAGCCGCAAGAAGACAAGUUGAGGUGUCAGCGGCUGUUGUUAACAAGAAAGAUAAUGAGAAGGAAGCGAACAAAGCGAAACAACAAUCGCGAGAGAACAGAGCACUUCAGAGAAGGUUGGCUGCGUCCUUCCAGUUGGAAGAUUUUGGUGAUAUUCUCAAGUUUAACCAACUCAAGGUACGAAAGAAGAAGCUAACGUUUUGUAAAUCUCGAAUUCACGAUUGGGGAUUGUUUGCUCUGGAGCCUAUAGCUCGGGAUGAGAUGGUUAUCGAAUAUGUUGGUGAAGUCGUACGACAAGCGAUCGCCGACGAUCGAGAGAAACGUUACGAACGUCUUGGCAUCGGCAGUAGCUAUCUAUUCCGAGUUGAUUCCGACACGAUCAUCGAUGCAACAAAAUAUGGAAAUCUCGCCCGAUUUAUAAACCAUUGUUGUGAUCCAAACUGCUAUGCUAAAGUGGUAACGUUUGAGUCGGAGAAGAAAAUCGUGAUAUAUUCAAAACGGGACAUUGCCGUGAAUGAAGAGAUCACGUACGAUUACAAGUUCCCCAUCGAGGACGAGAAGAUUCCAUGUUUGUGUGGAGCUGCGCAGUGCCGAGGCACUUUAAACUGAGAUACUUCAUGCAGGGUAAUGCAAUCAUUCGUAGCACGACGCCAUCUUUGUCGUAACUCGUCAGCGUCUCGUGAUCGCCCGUAGCUUACGAAGCCGUCUUCCCUAUACGAGUCUAGCAAGGAUACUGUAAGAUCUUAUGAAUGCCUAAGAAAGUUGAUCGUUUUAGGCGAUGAAAUUUUAUACAAAUAUUAAUCUCUUAUAAACAACUAAUGAAUCUAUUCGCAAAUGCAGAAUAUUCUCUCUACAGGCAAGUUUCGUUAUCAAGAAAAAAUAGCUAUUAUCGUGUUUAGAAAGUUUAUAGUUUAAAGGUAAGCUAUAAAAUCUUUGGAUCAGACAAAGUUUCUGAAAAAUAUUUCCUAAAAACACGUUAGUUGUGGAAUCUCACCCUGCUACAAGUUCAAAACUACGCACAAUAUAUAUAUUUCUAUACUUAUGUUUUUACAUGAUAGAAUUGCGCUUGUAAAUUGCAUUAAAGGUUGCAUCAUGUGAGAUGAACUGUACUCCAUGAUGGUUACUCUCGUUUGUACACGAUGGUAUGAUAACAGUUGUAAUGUUCUUAUGGCGUCUACCUUCUAGAACUCCAAAAACUAUUUUGCUGUAUCUCAGAAUUUUCACAAUGAUUGUAAAUAUAUCUUUUGU